Molecule: messenger RNA, 2346 nt
Organism: Scheffersomyces coipomensis
Lineage: Eukaryota; Fungi; Ascomycota; Pichiomycetes; Serinales; Debaryomycetaceae
Exons: 1
Coding region: 1-2346 (781 amino acids)
Source: RefSeq, a predicted model, not a curated record
AUGUCAAGCCACUCUUCUCCAAGUGUCACUAAUACUUCAUCAUCAACUGUGUCGAAGUCUACCAAUGGUGGUACUAGUGCUUGGAAAUCUCACAAGAAGAAAUAUCAACCCAAUUUUUUAAAAUCAACUUCAAUUAUACAACCACCUCAUAUACCUCCCAUUGAAUCAUUUUUCUUAGAUAAUAUCAUUAAUGAAGAUCUUAAAGAUGAAUCUCAAGAAGUGGUGAAUCAAUUGUUGAAUGUGGCAAAGAAUUAUAAGUAUGAUCUACGACUGGAAUUUGAAAGAAAAUUAAAGAUUGAAAGAAAGAUUCAAGAUAAGAAUUCAGAUAUAGCUAAAUUAGCCAGUUCAUUAAGAAAGAUGUUACUUCAUAAACAAAAGAGAUUGCUGAAAGCCAUAUCUUUGACAACUUCCAAUGAGGAAAGUUUCCAUAGUGGAUUAGAAAGUGAUAUAGACCAAUUAUUAAAGUUAACCAUAGAUAACAGCAAUCAAAUUAAGAGUAUAACAGCAAGAUUAUCAAGAAUAGAUUCUAAAAUAAGUCAUAAGAAAGAAAUCCUAUCAGCUGUCAAAUCAACCAGACGGAAUGAUUUCCCUAAUGUACAUAAAUUACUCCAACAAUGGAAUCCCGAUCCAAAUGCCGAAGUUGAAGAUUCAGUAAUAAUUGAAGAUUUUACAAAUAAUAGAAACCUUAGUAUAAGUGAGAAUUAUCUUGAUGAUGAAAAUGACAUUGUUAAUGAGAAUGAUGAUGAGGUUGUUCAAGAAGAAGUACUACAACCUGAUAGAAUUGAUGAUAUCCCAGAAGAAAAUACGUUGGAAGUAUUAGAGCAAUCGUCAAUAAUAGAAGAAACUAUUCCUGAAACAGAACUUGUAAAAAUAGAACCUGUCAAUGAACCAUCCUCAACCACGAAUCAAGAAGUAAGGCCGGCAGACAAUGACAAAAAUGACGAAAAUGAUGAACCUAUGAAUCCAGAUGAAUUUGAAAUGUUUGUAUCUUCAUCUAUAUCCAAAUAUCGUGAACUUCAAAGUAAGAAAUACACCUCCACAGAUCCAUUCCUGAAUGUGGAGAAUACUACCCCGCCUGAUUCAAGAGAUACUAUUAACAAUGAUUCUGAUCUGACUGAUCGAUCACCUUUCCAUGUGGUGAACAAUCCCAUCAAUCUUUUAUACUCCACAUUAAUAUCAAAUCCAAAAUAUGUCGAUGCAUCACCUAUUCAAGAAUCAAAGUAUCCAUUUUCAUCACUAUUAAGUAUAAAAUCCCCGGCUACUAUUAAACUGACAUUACAAACUUCUCAUUUUAAAAAAUUAAGAAUCAAUGGUUCGCCAAUUACUUCUGAAAGUUUUAAGAAGAAAAAAGAGAAGGAGGAUUCAUUUCAACGAGAUAUCGAUGAGGCUCAUGAAGUCGAUGGUGAUCAUAACAAUCUAAGACGAAUUAAUCCAAGUCGUAAGGCUAUUGCUGAUUCGUUAUUAGAUACAUUGAGAUUAGGUAGUAGUGAUGAAGAAUUUUGGAAUUCUUCAGGAUUAACUAGUGAGAAUGAGACUGAAGCUGAUGAAUCAAUGAGCAACGAUGGAACAGGAACAGAAGGUCAAGAAGAUCAACCAGUUGCGGAUAGUGACGAGGAAGAAGAAGUGGCGUUUGACUUACAAAAGAGACUCAACUUACGUCGACCAACAGGACCAAUGUCAUCUGAAUCGUCCGAUACUGAUUCUUCAGAAGAUGUUGGAAGUAAUGAAGCUAGUAUAGCUAGUACGAAUGAAUAUUAUAAUAAUUUGAAAACUGGAUUGCUUAAUAAGAAGAAACUAAUAGCCAAACGACCCGAUCUGAGAAAAUCAAAACGAAGAAGUAACAAUUACAAUAAUUAUAAUAAAGAAUCAUCACCUACACCUAAGCAUAAACCAUCUCAUCAUAUAUUAAAACCAAAACGUUCGAUAUUGAAGACUAUAUCAUCUCCAAGAGCUCCCAGAACAAAGGGUAAUAAUCAUCCAUUUUUGGUGAAUGAAGGUGGAGUAUUUGGAGAAAUUGAUGAACGAAAUGCCUUAUCAUCUAUAAAUAAUGCAUUUGAUUCAAAGAGGAGAAGUUCUAUUGAUCAAACUAAUGCUAAUGGUCUUAUUCUAUCUAUUGCUGAUUUAACUCUUGAUCGUGAAACCACCCAUAGUAAAGGACGGGAUCAAAUUGAUGGAAAUGAACAACACGAUGAAGUAAGAGAUGGUGAAGAAGAUGUAAUAGAAGAGGAAGAAGAAGAGGAUGAGAUAAGAAGUUGGAAUGGUACUAAUUCUCAUUCUUCUGAUAUUAAUUCAAAAAAUCCAGUCAUUGUAACUUCAAUAACCAAAUUAAAAAAUCUUAUACUGUAA